GGAGGCAAGAGGCUGUUUUUAUUUUUAGGAAUUGUUAUGGAGGAGAAGCUUCAGUGUGCUGAAUAAGUUGCCUUUGUGAGGAAAUAGCUCAUCACUAAAAGGAUUUACCACAUAUCGGCUAAUCAACAUGUUUACACGAUGUGUGGUGUUAGAUACGAUAAAUUGACGCGGACAAUUUUGCGACAGGUUGGUGUCAGUUUACGGCUCUUCUUUCAUGUGUAUUAUAUUCGCAAACGGUAACUUACUGUCGUAACAUGCUAGUUGACCGUUAGGAUCUUUUCUAUGGUAAAAACGUGAAUGUUGUAAUAAUAGUAUAGAAGAUCUCUGGUUUUGCCCUUCUUUGGUACAGCACGGUGGACGUGGAUCACUGUCACUGAAUCAUUCGCUACCACAAUGAUGGAUCCUUCACACUGAGAAAUCUGACAUUUGCACUAAGGCAGCAAAUGACAGCACCGUGAAGGGAUUUCGCUCGACCUCAUUUGGACGUCGAUGGUGAAGAUAAUUAGUAACUUUUGAAUAGCUCGCUGGAUUUCCGAUUGUUUGUGUUACAGUCUUAUUCCAAACAACAUGCAGAUACUCGCGAAAGGGGAACAUAUCUGAUAAACAGCUCGCCAUAUUUUCAUAUUCACUCGCUCGACCGCUUCACCGAUGGCACCGAUGGGCAUCCGGCUGUCCCCGCUCGGCAUAGCCGUGUUCUGUUUACUGGGGGUCGGGGUGAUUUAUCACCUCUAUGCCGGAGUCCUGUCCAGCAGAUUCGCAUCGUUCAGGCUGAAGAGGACGGUGGAUCUGAGAGAUCUGCUCGCCCUGUCCAUAGAGGCUGCGAUUCAGGGUGGUCGGGAGGUGAAGAGGAUCAGGGAGGACAACACACUGGAGGAGAAGUCAAAGGGGAAGACCAAGGAGGGAGCAAGUGAAAAGCUCACACUGGGUGAUCUGAACUCACACCGCAAGAUGUUUUACCUGAUCAAGAACACCUACCCUUAUGUACAGGUGAACUCAGAGGAACAUGCUAAUGCUGAGGGUGAGGCCACAGUAUGGACACGCAGCAUCUCCGGAGACGUUCUGGAGAAGGUCUCUGGGGGGAAGGAGGUGCCUGCAGAGAAAGUCACUGUGUGGAUUGACCCAUUAGAUGCCACUCAGGAGUACACGGAAAAUCUCCGGAAGUAUGUCACCACUAUGGUUUGUGUGGCUGUGGACGGGAAUCCUGUUAUAGGUGUGAUCCACAAACCUUUCACUGGGCGCACAGCUUGGGGUUUUGUUGGAGAGGGAGCCAGUCUGGCGCCUCGUGCUUCCUACAACACAAACUCUCCGAAGGUGAUUGUGUCCCGCUCACACUCAGGCAAGGUGAAGGGCUUCGUCCAGGCAGCCUUUGGAAACAAUACUGAAAUUAUACCAGCAGGGGGCGCAGGAUAUAAAGUACUUGCUCUUCUAGAUCCCAUUGAUGAGGAACAAGAGAAGGCUGAUAUUUACAUCCAUGUGACAUACAUCAAAAAGUGGGAUAUCUGUGCUGGUGAUGCCAUCCUGAGGUCUCUGGGUGGUCAAAUGACAACUCUUAAAGGAGAGCAGAUCGAUUACGCCGGCACAGAGGGGAACACGGGUGGCCUGCUGGCCAGCAUUCAGACUGACCACAAGGCAUUGGCCAAGAGACUUCCACCCUGGGAAGAGAACAAACAAUAAUAAACCAAAACCAGGCCUAAGCCCUAGUGCUCCCAUUUUCUUUGGGAAAUGUGAGGAAACAAGAUACGCUUAUGACAUAAGACAACUGAUCCAGCAUCAGUAACUCUAUAUGUGUAAUAAUAACCCACACAAGUUUGAGAUGUGCUACAUGUGUUGUAGAAGGAAGCGUGCCUUUGGCUUGUAAGGAUCAUCAGACAAGUAUCAUGUGACACAUUUAAAGAAUGUUUAAGUGUCAAUGUGUCACAAAAAGUGAAAGCACGGGGUCAAAUAAUGAGGUCACCUUACUUUUUUAAUUGUUGUUCUCCAUGUUGAACCAGUAGCUUAUAUUUCAUUUAAUCCUUCUGCGUUCUAGUGGGAUUUGUGUGGUGCACUCCAAAAUGGCCGGUAAAACCAGAGGUUUGAAUGCUACUUAAAUUGGUUUUGGGUGAGGAUUUAACUGUGAAUCCAGAGAUAUCUUGAAUAUUAUCUCCUUGUGCAUAGCACUACUUCUCAUCAUAAUGGAGAACAUUGUUUCUGUUAGUGGCCUGUGUUCGGUUCUCUAUGUCAGAUCUCAUUUCUUCCGGUUUUACACUGAUACCUGAAUUGCUGUGAGAUUAGACUACAGAGGUUUAAGCACCAUAUGUAAAUAUAAUAUAUAUCUGUAGUACAGUAUGUUGAGAUGGAAAGCCAAUUUGUAUUCUGCUUUUUUGGUAGGGAGAGUUUGAAGGGAAGUAAAAAAGAUUUAACGGAAUACUCAGUAGACUUCACUUUGGGUGAUCCAUUCAGAUGUUGGUGUAAUUAUUCUAGGGCUCACUCAUUUUAAAACUUCAAUUUUCAAAAGAAAUAUUUUUGUAUGAGUAUUGAUACCUUUGCCGUGGUUGUUUGUUGAGAUCCUACAAAUAGCCAUGGUAGUGUGUUUCUCUCCUGGCAAAUCUGGUGGUGUGCAUGACAAAAAGAGAAUAUUGAAAAAAGGAAUGGAAAAAGGAAUAAUUUUUCUGCAUGUGCCCUUUUAUAGAUCUUGUCUGAGAUAUGAGGCAUGUUAUUUGGCAUCACAUAGAUCGUCAUCUUCAUUCUGCCUUUAAUAAAUAAUUAAAGGUUUUAGAUUUUAUGAAGAGUUGUAAGUGUACACACUUACACAAAUAAUGGUUUGCUAAUAUAGGUGUGAAUGAUUUCUAAAAUAUUUGUUUUGGUGAAUGGAACCACAAAUAAAAAAUCAAGUAACUUUUCA
Messenger RNA from Myxocyprinus asiaticus (Chinese sucker), 2881 nucleotides. Its product is annotated as inositol monophosphatase 3. Bases 649 to 1674 code for a protein of 341 amino acids. The transcript has 5 exons. Lineage: Eukaryota; Metazoa; Chordata; Actinopteri; Cypriniformes; Catostomidae. Gene Ontology annotation, cellular component: endomembrane system. The record is from RefSeq and is a predicted model, not a curated record. Gene Ontology annotation, biological process: phosphatidylinositol phosphate biosynthetic process. Gene Ontology annotation, molecular function: 3'-nucleotidase activity.